This is a messenger RNA of Haemonchus placei, 1248 nucleotides long. NCBI's taxonomy places the organism in Eukaryota, Metazoa, Nematoda, Chromadorea, Rhabditida, Trichostrongylidae. The record is from the annotation of a GenBank genome assembly.
AUGGUGAAACUUGCUGAGCAGCUUCAGCGUGUUGGUUUUGAUAUGUCCCAGCUUGAAGGAGGGGCUUCGAAGUUACAAGACAUGAAGGCCAAAAACUUCGCUUUCUGGAGAACUCAACCUGUACCACAGUUCGAUGAAGAAAAACCAACGAAUGAGAAUAAUUUCAUUGAACCCGACUUACCUCCAGAAAAGAUUCGACAUGAGCCGUAUUCCUUACCAGAUCCAUUUGUGUGGAGUGACGUAAAUUUGAAUGAUGAAAAACAGCUCCAGGAACUAUACACUUUACUUACCGAGAACUAUGUUGAGGAUGACGACAACAUGUUUCGUUUCGAUUAUUCGGCAGCUUUCUUGAAGUGGGCUGUGCAAAUGCCUGGAUGGCUGCCACAGUGGCAUUGCGGGGUGAGGGCAAAACAAAGUGGACGCCUUCUGGCAUUUAUAGCUGCAGUUCCGCAGACGAUUCGAGUGUAUGAGAAAGAGCGUCCUAUGGUGGAAAUCAAUUUCCUAUGUGUUCAUAAGAAGUUGAGAUCGAAAAGAGUAGCACCAGUUCUUAUACGUGAAAUUACAAGGCGUGUCAAUCAGCAAAAGAUCUUCCAAGCGGUAUAUACGGCAGGGGUUGUUCUCCCUAAACCUGUUGGAGUAUGUAGGUAUUGGCACCGUUCUCUGAAUCCGAAGAAACUCAUUGAUGUGAAAUUUUCGCAUCUCUCGGCAAAAAUGACAAUGGCACGCACGAUCAAAUUGUACAAGCUCCCUGAUACACCGGUAACAGCCGGAUUGCGGCCACUCGAGAAGAAGGACGUUUCCUCGGCUUGGAAGCUUUUGUCUGAAUAUCUGAAGCAAUUUUCACUAGCUCCCGUCUUCACGAAGAAGGAGUUCGAACACGUAUUCACUCCGAUCGAGGAUGUAGUCUAUACUUACGUGGUAGAGACUGGAGGAAAAGUGACAGAUAUGCUAUCAUUUUAUUCUUUGCCGUCAUCAGUCAUGCAGCACCCGGUACAUAAGAGCAUUCGAGCGGUAUAUUCAUUCUACAACGUCGCCACAACUAUUUCUUUCAAGCAGCUCAUGAAUGAUGCUUUGAUUCUCGCUCACAAACUAGGUUUUGAUGUGUUUAAUGCAUUGGAUCUCAUGCAAAAUGCUUCAAUUUUGGAAGAACUCAAGUUUGGUAUUGGUGAUGGUAAUCUUCAGUACUAUCUUUACAAUUGGAGGUGUCCCGAUAUGAAGCCUGAGCAGAUUGGACUUGUUUUACAGUAG